Capsicum annuum is the source of this 2475-nucleotide messenger RNA. RefSeq lists its product as uncharacterized. NCBI's taxonomy places the organism in Eukaryota, Viridiplantae, Streptophyta, Magnoliopsida, Solanales, Solanaceae. The transcript is spliced from 6 exons. The record is from RefSeq and is a predicted model, not a curated record. The coding region runs from base 1 to 2295 and encodes 764 amino acids.
AUGGAUGAUCUAGGUGAACAAAAUACAAUCUUGCAGAUGAAGCCACGGUCGACGAUAGAAGAAGAAGUACCAACCGAUAAAGUCGCAGCUCAAGCUCAACGGAAAAUCGAAAGGCUCCUACAAGAUAACCAAAAAGAAAGGACUAACGGAGCAGUGCCACCACAUAACGGUGGAGGCAGCAACUGGAACGGAGAGCCGCCGCCGCAUAACGGUGGAGGCAGCAACUGGAACGGAGCAGAAUCACUGCACAACGGCGGAGUCAGCAGCUGGAACGGAGCAGUACCACCGCAUGACGGCGGAGUCAGCAGCUGGAGCAGAGCAGUACCACUGCAUGACGGCGGAGGCAGCAACUGGAACGGAGCGCCGCCACCGCAUAACGGUGGAGGCAGCAACUGGAGCGGAGCGCCGCCACCUCAUAACGGCGGAAUCAGCAGCUGGAACGGAGCAGAAUCACUGCACAACGGCGGAAUCAGCAGUUGGAGCAGAGCAGCAACACCUUACAACGGCGGAGUCAGCAGCUGGAACGGAGCAGAAUUACCACACAACGGCGGAAUCAGCAUAUGGAACGGGGCGGCACCACCAGUAGGGUAUCACAGCCCUAAUUUUUCCAUCCAAAGACCUAAUUUUCUUCGUUUUUUAGUCCAACCAAACCCAAAUACCCAAUUCCAGCGUCCUCAGCCUCCUAAGGGUUCCUCUAAUCUCAGUGAAAUUGUUCAGAAAGUUGAUAAGGCUGCAAAGAAGGCGCGGCGAGACCUUAUAGAUGCAGGUGAAAAUGUAUCUACUUGGAAAGUAUCUCAAGCUGCAUUGGCUAUAGUUAAAGCUGAUUCUUGGGAGUCUUUAGGCGUUCAAAUGCAGCGAGUCCCCUCUCUGAAUAGCCUCAUACUUAUCCAAGGGAAGAUUGCUGCUUUCAUCCACUGCUUUGUCGCUGUUCUAAAAGUUACCACAUUGUAUGAUUUGGAAGUUGCCAUAUGCAAGAAUGAGGGGGUUGGGAAGUUUGAAGAGCUGGAAUUGGGUCCUCUGCUGAAACACCCGCUUAUCGUUCAUUAUUUUUCUGUAAAUCCUGGUGUAUCAGAAGUUUUCAAAAUAACGAGUGAGGAGAUAAUGUCCUUCGUUUCUGAGUUUAUGGAUCGUAAUGGAGGUACAGCUGUGAAGAUAGAUGAACUUUUGAACUUCAUUGCUGAGAAGAAGUCUGCUGGAUCCAGAGAGAAUCUUGGUGUGCGUAUUCAGAGCUUGGGGAUGCAUAUUACAUUCAUCCAGCAAGCAAGGCAGUUUGAAACUAGUGCCAUGAACAAAUAUAUGCAUACGGAGAAAAAAGAGUCCAGUAAAAUUAUUAGGAAACAUCCUAUUCUAUCUGCACAAAAGAAGCAGUUAGAUAAGAAUUUCAUUUCCGCAUCAUCAAAUUCAGAAGAUGCAAGUAGUGAUGAUGAUCAGGAUGAAACUGAAAACAUUAAAAGUUCAGAGGAACCACACAUUUGUAUGCCGUUUGGUUUGAAAGCUGAAGUUGAGGAGUUGGAUCAGAAUUUCAUUUCCAUCUCUGAACGCAUCACAUCAUUUUCUUCAGCUAAUGGGAAAUUUUGUGGUAAACACAUAAGAUUUAUAUCAUCAGAUUCAGAAGAUGCGAGCAGUGAUGGUGAUCAGGAUAAAACUGGAAACAUCAAGAGUUCAGAACGACCAAGCACAUGUCCUUACCCAUCAGCAUCUGAAGAAAUGGCGCGACUAGGUUUGGAAACUGAAGUCAACAGUAGCUUACAUACUGCUAGUGGCAGUGAUGGAUAUAGAAAUGAUAUUAGGCAAACUGGAAACAUCAAAAGUUCAGAGCGACCAAGCAUAUGUCCUUACCCACCAGCAUCUGAAGAAAAGAUGCAACUAGGUUUGGAAACUGAAAUCAGCGGUAGCUUACGUACUGCUAGUGGCAGUGAUGGAUGUAGAAAGGAUAUUGGGCUAUCCGAGAUUGAUAGUAACUUUCUCGUUCUUGCGGGUAAGAUCAAGCGUAAUAUCAAGCCAUCCAAGAGAAAACGAAAAUUUGAUGAUGUUCAGAGUCCCGUGGUUUCAAACAAAGUAGUCAAAAGAAAAGUGGUUCGGACAAAGCCUUUUACUCGUAGGAUGGGAACAAAAAUUUCUCCAUUGAGGAAUCAAGCUUCAAAUGGUUCAUGUAAUUUUUCACAAGGUGAUGAUUCAAUUAAGAUGUUUGUUAACACUUGGAAAGAGGCAUGUCGGACAAACAAUGUAUACGAGUUUAGGUUUUUGAAAGGAUGCUUGAGUUCUAUAAGAAGAAGAAGAAGAAAGCUAAAGUGACGGCAUUGUUUUCAUCAUUUACAUUUUGUGGGUUGCUUGAAGUUGCUGUUACUUCUAUUAAACAUGGGAUGUGGGAUAGUUUUUACGGUAAGCCCCAAACAGUUAACCAAUGUGAGUUAACCAGCACAGGCGCUGAAAAUUGUACCAGUCACACUGAGAGGCGCUUGGUGUGUGAAAGUG